Molecule: messenger RNA, 998 nt
Organism: Sinocyclocheilus grahami
Lineage: Eukaryota; Metazoa; Chordata; Actinopteri; Cypriniformes; Cyprinidae
Product: probable E3 ubiquitin-protein ligase makorin-1
Exons: 6
Coding region: 9-998 (329 amino acids)
Biological process (GO): protein polyubiquitination
Molecular function (GO): ubiquitin protein ligase activity; metal ion binding
Source: RefSeq, a predicted model, not a curated record
AAACAGCAAUGGCGGAGGCAGCGGCAGCGUCAACAGCGGCUCCAGCAGUUAUCGGAGGCUGGACGAAGCACGUACCCUGCAGGUAUUUCAUGCACGGGCUUUGCAAAGAGGGCGACAACUGUCGAUAUUUACAUGACCUCAAUAGCUGCAAGCCAACCAUGAUCUGCAAGUUCUUUCAAAAGGGAUGCUGUGCUUUUGGGGACCGGUGCAGGUACGAACAUACUAAACCUGCCAAGCAAGACGAAGUCCCUAGUUCUAAGCCGCUGGUGCCGCUGACCGCUGCUCCCCUUGCUGGCACUCCUGAACCCGUGUCUGAUGGGCCAGGUGGUACGACCGAUGCCCAGGAGAAGCCCCAAGGCUUGGGGGCAGUGGACUGGGUCAAUGCUGCUGAGUUCGUGCCAGGGCAGCCCUACUGUGGGAGGGCUGACCCAGUGCCGCUUGAGGGGCCUGGACCUCUCAUCGAAGAAGAGUACGAGAAAGAACUAGCUAACAAAGAAAUGAAGAAACAGCUUUGCCCGUACGCCGCUGUCGGCGAAUGUCGCUAUGGCCUCAACUGCGCCUACCUCCACGGAGACGUUUGCGACAUGUGUGGCCUACAGGUUCUCCACCCUUCCGACUCCUCUCAGCGCUCGCAACACAUCAGGGCCUGCAUUGAGGCUCACGAGAAGGACAUGGAAAUCUCGUUUGCUGUCCAGCGAAGUAAAGAUAUGAUGUGUGGCGUGUGCAUGGAGGUGGUGUUCGAGAAAACCAACCCCAGCGAACGCCGUUUCGGCAUCCUCUCCAACUGCAGCCACUGUUACUGCCUCAAGUGCAUCAGGAAAUGGCGGAGCGCCAAGCAGUUCGAGAGCAAGAUCAUAAAGUCCUGCCCAGAGUGUCGAAUCACAUCGAACUUUGUCAUACCAAGCGAAUACUGGGUGGAGGACAAGGAGGAGAAGCAGCAACUCAUUCAGAAGUACAAGGAUGGCAUGGGGUACACAAUUGAGAAUGUUUCUGAUUAA